Trichoderma reesei QM6a is the source of this 1170-nucleotide messenger RNA. RefSeq lists its product as uncharacterized. The record is from RefSeq and is a predicted model, not a curated record. The coding region runs from base 1 to 1170 and encodes 389 amino acids. NCBI's taxonomy places the organism in Eukaryota, Fungi, Ascomycota, Sordariomycetes, Hypocreales, Hypocreaceae. The transcript is spliced from 3 exons.
AUGAGCAUGACCUCUACCACAGCUUCGGCGCGCGAUCAGGCGCUCAAUUACAUCUCCGAUCCUCGCUUCACGCAAAAGUUCAGCCUCCCCGCCAGUGAAAGUCAGGAUGCCAUCACCGUCAGCUAUGCGGACGUGGGCUUCAAGCCCGCGAGUCCGACGGCCAGUCGCACUACCCCAACUGUACUCUUCAUCCCCGGCAUGUUUGGGUCAAGAUACAUCGGCGCUGUGCUAGAUCGCGUUGCGCGUAGAUAUGGAGUACGAGUUUUGGUGAUUGACCGGCCCGGGAUGGGUUUCUCAACAGAAGUGCCUCUUGCUCAGCGAAUCCCCACGUGGAUUCGGGUCGUUCCUCGAUUGUUGGCUCACCUCGAUAUCCCGCAUGUUGCCUUGGUUGCGCAUUCUGCUGGGACGCUGUACCUUCUCAACACGUUGCAUCACUAUCGAGAUCUGUUACAUCCCGAACGUCCUUAUGUUGCGAUCAUGGGGCCGUGGGUUGAUCCUGCAUGCUCUAAAGUGGCAGCAAUGCAGAUGCUUCAAUAUAUCCCAACGCCAGCCUUCAGUAUAUGGCACCGCAUUCCGCGGUUUUUUGUAGUUGAUGCGGCACCUGUAUUGACCACAAGUGGAACUGUCCUCAACAAAGCCACCGGCUUCUUCUCCGCUUCGUUGGGCACGAACAAUGCCCAGGAGCUUACAACACUAGAGAAGAAUAGGCAGAAGCUGGCAGACGAAUAUGACUUUCCACGGGAUCUACAGAUGGAAUUGGGGACGAUACUCACCAAAAAGAUAUUUGACGAGAACACCGUUGGUGCAAAUGGUGAGGCGCUCCAGUGCUUGAGAAAGGGCCAAGGAUGGUCAUGGGAAGCGUGCGAUGACUACGCGGUGUUUGCCAAGUCCCUAGUGAGCGCUGAAAGACAGAGACGGCAGUUGGACCCCAAUUGGCAAGACAGCAUGAGGCUAAAAGUGAGGGCAUACUUCGCCGAAACCGACAUAAUGAUUGGCGCAGGUGGUCAACAAUAUAUCGAGGACAUUUUGGGAUGGAAAGACAAGGCAUUCGAUGAUGUGCUGGAUUUCGAGUCGGUCACUGUUCCCGGCACUGACCAUGACAGUGUUAUGCAGCCUGUUGAAAUUCUGGAGCAGGUUUUCAUCGAUGCUGGAGGCAGUCUGCUUCGUUAG